AUGGCGGGUGCCAGUGUGGUCGCUUGUUGCUCCCUGGUCAUCAUGGCCCUCAUGGCCGCGGCGGCGACGGCGGGGUCCGUGCCGGCGGUGUACGUGUUCGGCGACUCGCUGGCGGACGUGGGGAACAACAACCACCUGCUGACGCUGCUCAAGGCGGACUUCUCGCACAACGGCAUGGACUACGCGGGCGGCAAGGCCACCGGCCGCUUCAGCAACGGCAAGAACUCGGCAGACUUCCUCGCCGACAAGCUCGGGCUGGCGACCUCGCCACCGUACCUGGCCCUUUCCUCCAGCAGCAACGCCAACUACGUGAACGGCGUCAGCUUCGCCUCCGGCGGCGCAGGAGUCUCCAACGCCACGAACAAGAACCAGUGCAUCACCUUCGACAAGCAGAUCGAGUACUACUCCGGCGUGUACUCCUCCCUCGCGCGCAGCCUCGGGCAGGCCCAGGCGGCGACCCACCUGGCCAGGUCCAUCUUCGCCAUCACCAUCGGCAGCAACGACAUCAUCCACUACGCCAAGGCCAACAACGCCGCCACCCCUUCCCAGCAGCAGCAGUACGUCGCCGCGCUCAUCCAGUCCCUCUCCGGCCAGCUGCAGAGCCUCUACAACCUCGGCGCGCGCAAGGUGCUGUUCCUCGGCACGGGGCCCGUGGGCUGCACCCCGUCGCUGCGGGAGAUGAGCUCCGCCAAGGUCUGCAACGCCGUGGGGAACUCCAUGGCCGUGCAGUACAACAAGGCGGCCGAGGGCGUGCUGAGCGGCAUGGCCGCCAAGUACACGGACCUGCACUACGCGCUCUUCGACUCCUCUGCCGCGCUGCUCCGGUACAUCGACCAACCGGCGGAGUACGGGUUCGUCGAGGCCAAGGCGGCGUGCUGCGGGCUGGGGGACAUGAACGCCAAGAUCGCCUGCACCCCGCUCAGCAGCUACUGCGCCAACAGGUCGGACCACGUCUUCUGGGACUUCUACCACCCCACGGAGGCCACCGCGCAGAAGCUCACCGCCACCGCCUUCGACGGGUCCGCGCCCUUCAUCUUCCCGAUCAACGUCAGGCAGCUCAGCGCCAUAUAA
Molecule: messenger RNA, 1071 nt
Organism: Triticum turgidum subsp. durum (durum wheat)
Lineage: Eukaryota; Viridiplantae; Streptophyta; Magnoliopsida; Poales; Poaceae
Source: the annotation of a GenBank genome assembly